This is a messenger RNA of Pecten maximus, 804 nucleotides long. RefSeq names its product hsp70-Hsp90 organizing protein 2-like. The record is from RefSeq and is a predicted model, not a curated record. Lineage: Eukaryota; Metazoa; Mollusca; Bivalvia; Pectinida; Pectinidae. Gene Ontology annotation, molecular function: Hsp90 protein binding. The transcript has 2 exons. The coding region runs from base 1 to 804 and encodes 267 amino acids.
AUGGCGACCAUCUCGGACGUACUACUCCGGUAUGGAGAUGAUGCGUUUAAUUUAAACGACUUCGAUAUCGCCGCUUGUUUUUAUUCCUACGCAACUUCUCAAACUGUUGUUUCUGAUUAUUCAGAAAUUAUCAAAAAGAGAUCUAAAUGUUAUUAUAAGACGGAAAAGUACGAGCGUGCAUUCGACGACAUUGUGGAAAUAUUGAAAAUAUGGCCCUCGUGGAUAGAGGGGUAUAUUUACGCCGGAAGUUGUCUAACUUACCUAAAGGACUUUAAGAAUGCAAUGCUAAUGUACACGCGAGGUGUAAAGUUGGAUCCUGGAAAUGAAAUUAUCCAGAAAGCUUUACUCAAUGUCAAGGCAAAACUAUCAGAAAAUGGUGGAACUACAUAUGAUCCCCUCACCCUCUGUACACAGGACGCAUAUCCGGGAGACGAGGAACUUGUAAAACUGGAACAGGUGAAACUGGAUAAAAUUGGAUUAGUAGAAAUUCCGGAAUUUCUCAGUGUCCCAGAUACCCUUAAACUGAGAGGCUUGGUCCAGAGUGUUUGUAAACACAAAGAAGACGGGGAAUAUAAUCUCGCAGAAUCGUGCUUAAUGGCAGCGAUCCGUGAGGACGCCGAUAACUACAGUUUUUAUCAUAUAAUUGCUGAAAUACUUUUCGAAAAUAAGAAGUACGAAAAGGCUUUCCAGUACUGUGAGAUGAUUCCGAAACAUCUGCGAUCAUUUGAUACCUGGCUAUUAGGAAAUGAACGAAAUGUGCAGUAUAUUCUUGAACUUGAUGCUAUUAAGGCUCGAUUAAAAUAG